AUGGCUGCUCAACCAGCAAAAGUCGGCGCUUCACCAACAGAGAUGAUGAUGGAAGAAGCGACAAUCCCAGGCCAGGACAAGAGCCGCGACCUUGCGCAAGAAAUUGAGAAUUUCCAAGGCCAUAGUACAUCUACCUCGUCAUCUUCACCUGUCGCUAGUUCUCGCAUGUCACCCUUGGACCAGCGCGAAUGUGUAGGAGGCUCUGCGGUCGGGAGCUCCGAGUCUAAUGGCAGGGAGGAAUUUGUGACGAUCUUGCAGUCUCCUGCUCCAAACAUCGGCACCAUUAAUGCCGGAUCUGAUUCAAUCGAGAUACUGGCGGAUGUUAUCCAGCCUUUACACAUGUCGGGAUCAAAGCUCUUUGCCAUGUUAUCUUCUGUGACUUUGGCUACAUUCCUUACCCUGCUGGACAUGUCUAUCAUUGCCACCGCAAUUCCUCAUAUUACCAACGAAUUCAGCUCCCUCGAUGACGUCGGCUGGUAUGGGAGUGCAUAUCAACUUGCAAGCGCGGCCUUGCAGCCUAUUAGCAGUCGGCUGUACACUUAUAUAAACCUCAAGUGGACGUUUCUUAUCUUUUUGACAUUGUUUGAGGGUGGCUCCCUGAUAUGCGGCUUGGCGUCUUCGUCCUUCAUGCUCAUCGUGGGCAGAGCCAUAGCCGGUAUGGGCUCCUCUGGACUGAUGGGAGGCGGGCUCAACAUCAUUGCUGGUGCAGUGCCCAUGCACAAAAGGCCUUUGUAUAUUGGGAUCUUGAUGGGCUUUUCCCAAUUGGGAACGGUAUGUGGCCCAUUAUUGGGCGGAGCUUUCACCCAAUUCGUGUCUUGGCGAUGGUGUUUUUAUAUCAACCUUCCUGCCGGAGGUCUCUCAAUCUUCCUGAUGGCUCUCGUGAUGGUCCCGGAACAAGUCCCACAGCUCUCAGGCCACGCUUUCCCCUCACGCGGUCAUGUCUCCAUUGUCCGCAAGUUCGACUUGGUCGGCUUCAUGCUAAUCGCCGGCGGCUCCGUCAUGCUUCUACUUGCGCUAGAGUUUGGAGGCAAGACGCAACCUUGGGAUAGCUCCGUCAUCAUUGGGCUGCUCUGUGGGGCGGCCGCCGCGUUUGUGGUCUUCGGCCUCUGGAUGUACCGCUUCGGGGACGAGGCGCUCAUUCCCAGAUCAUUGAUCAGCCAGCAGGUCAUCGGCUAUUAUAUCCCCGUCGCUGCCGUCGGGGCAGCCGUCAGUGCGGUGGGUUGUGGUAUGCUCUCUACCCUGUCACCAAAGAGCACAGCAGCUGAAUGGGCUGGCUACCAGUUUAUCGCUGGCGCUGGUAGAGGCUUGUAUCUCCAGAUACCUGUCCUCGCCGUCCAAAGCCACCUUCAGCCCUGUGAUCUUUCGAUCGGCAUGUCGACAAUCGUCUUUGCCCAAACCCUUGGUGCAGCAAUUCUCCUAGUUAUAGGCUCCUCGGUUUUUCUCAACUCGCUUCGUCACGAGAUUCCCGUCGCAGCCCCGGAUGUCGACCUCCCGAAAAUCCUCAAGGCCGGUGCAACGGGAUUCCGCCAGCUUUUCGAGAAGAACUCCUUGCUCCCCGGUAUCAUUAUUUCUUACACGAUGAGCCUCCGAAGAGUGUUUUAUGUCGUCACGGCCAUCGCCUGUCUGGCAUUCUUGAGCUGUUGGGGUAUGGGAUGGAAGAACAUCAAGAAAAAGGAGGCCAAAACUGAAGGGGAGGUUGAGUCUGGGGAAGUUUUAAAUGAGAGGGAAAAGAGGAGAAAGUCUCGGGCGCAGGCUGCCGGGAAUGCGGUCGAAACUGGCGUGCGACUGUCGCUAUCUGCGACUUGA
Messenger RNA from Pyricularia grisea, 1806 nucleotides. RefSeq lists its product as uncharacterized. The coding region runs from base 1 to 1806 and encodes 601 amino acids. Gene Ontology annotation, biological process: transmembrane transport. The record is from RefSeq and is a predicted model, not a curated record. NCBI's taxonomy places the organism in Eukaryota, Fungi, Ascomycota, Sordariomycetes, Magnaporthales, Pyriculariaceae. The transcript has 9 exons. Gene Ontology annotation, molecular function: transmembrane transporter activity.